Messenger RNA from Paramacrobiotus metropolitanus, 4324 nucleotides. RefSeq lists its product as uncharacterized. Gene Ontology annotation, biological process: extracellular matrix organization. Lineage: Eukaryota; Metazoa; Tardigrada; Eutardigrada; Parachela; Macrobiotidae. The record is from RefSeq and is a predicted model, not a curated record. Gene Ontology annotation, cellular component: extracellular matrix. The transcript is spliced from 10 exons. Gene Ontology annotation, molecular function: metalloendopeptidase activity. Bases 515 to 3976 code for a protein of 1153 amino acids.
UAUCUAUUUAAUCAUAAUAUUUGUAUAUUUGAUAAUCGGAUUUAUUUGUGGAAGGGUUGUGUUAUGUUUGAAUUAACUCAAACGCUGAUGAUGAAAACGUCAAGUUUUGUCGAUAUGAGAUGAGCAGUGACAAUUUUUUAGGUAUUUCUUACGAUCUUAAGAGAGACUGAUCGGUUUCUCAUCGCCGGGGUUUGGCUACAGCACCGGUGUGACUGUGUAGCAGUACAACACAACUGUAUGGGAAACUGUUCUUUCUCUCUCUGACUCUCUCGAUCCAAAGUGUUGAGUUAGAUAGUUCGCUUACACAAUGUUAUUUUUAAUACCUGCACCACCGUUACAAAAUGAUUUUUUGUGUACCUAACGUUUAGUAUCGUCGUUUGUUCUGCAUAAAUCUCCACGUUAGGAAAGAUAACAGACACCAGCGGUCUUCCUCUUUUGUAGCGGCUUCUGAGCCGGCUUGUUCAUCUGUGGCUGCUACAGCCUCGAAAGCCAUUGUGAUAUUUAUACUACUAUUAUGGAAGUAUCACUAUUGUUAUCCGCCAUUGUUAUAUUGGCUAUUGGCUGUGAUGGUAUUGUGGGAGCGGAACGACGAUAUGACCAGUGCGGUAUCUGUGAUGGAGACAGCUCCACAUGUCAAAGAAUAAAAAUUGAGUUUGACGAACGGAAUUUACCAGCGGGAUACAACAAGGUGGGAACCAUUCCUGUCGGCGCUUGCAACAUUACUUUGACAGAAAGAAAGCCAACCGGGAACGUAUUCGCACUCCGUACGCCACGCCAGUUUUUUCUAAACGGCCAAUGGACAGCGAGUCCCACUGGCGAUUAUCCGGCAGCGGGAACAGUUUUCCGCUACCAGCACAUCAUUAACGGCAACUCACUGCGACCGCAUGGCGAACGGAUUACCGCCCGGGGUCCGCUCACCGAAGACAUCGAAAUUAUUCUUAUCACGAAAGUUCCAAAUGAAGGAAUAAUUCUGGAAUACACCAUCUCCACCCAGCGCAACCACCGUCACAGCGAUGCGGGAUCGCCAAGCCGUCGCCACCGCGCCGACAAUUAUUACCCGGAUUACGCAUCCAACCAGGUGCACCGCGGAGACAUUCCGUCUAUUGCCGAGGAUUUUGUUGAUCAACCCAUCCAGGUGGAGGCCGACCACACCUCCGUUCCCGAGAUCAGCAAUGAAAUUCCCGUCACACCUGAACCCCGUCAGCCGGAGCGCUACCGAUGGACCGUGGCCGGAUACACCGCGUGCAGCCGAACUUGUGGACGCGGGGUCAAGCAUUCGCGCUUAGUGUGUAUGAUGGAAAGCAGCCGGCAGAUAGUGGAUGACAUCUAUUGCGCCAGUGUGGUGAAGCCGGCUGUGUUUCAGGAGGCAUGUAACGAGCGACCUUGCCGGGCUGAGUGGCAGUACGGUGACUGGAGUGCGUGCAGUGUGACCUGUGGCACCGGUACACAGACGCGGGAAGCCCGCUGCCGUGAACAGCAGAGUGACGGCACCUUUGCCGAUGUGGGCGACGAGACUUGUGGCACUCAACCGACGCACAGCAUGCAGCGUAGCUGUCAAAUGGCACCUUGUCAGCCGCGUGCCAGUUAUUACUGGCGAAGUGGGGAGUGGAGCACGUGUGAUGCAACGUGCGGACGGGGCACUCAGCGACGACAGGUAAAGUGCUUUGAUCAAGUGUACGGCAGCGAAGUGGGCGAUCAGAAAUGUCGGGAGCCGAAACCGGCCGAAACCCAAGCUUGCGACGGUGGUGUCUGCGCUGGAACGUGGCUCGUAUCGGAAUGGAAUCACUGCUCAAAUGGGUGUGGCAACGGCCAAACCAACCGGCAUCUGGUGUGUUUCAAAGAUAACCGCCCUCAGGAUGCUCACAUGUGCGAUGCAACUCAACGUCCGGAAACGCAUCAAACCUGUACUAGCCAGAAAGAAUGUGGCGGAAGGUGGUUCGAAGGACCGUGGAGUGAUUGCUCCGCUCCGUGUGGUGUCGGCUCACAAACUCGCCCGGUCAUCUGCCUGUCGCAAACAAGCUACGAUCGACGAGGACAGUGCGAAGUUCUCCCGGAAUCGGAAUGCAAGUAUCAUCCCAAACCGGAAACGCAGCGACAGUGUCAAAGUUCACCUUGUCGUGAAGGAACAUGGUACACUUCCCCGUGGAAUCCGUGCAGUCAUUCCUGCGGCGUCGGCGUUCGAUCACGCCAAGUGGUUUGCUUGAACCAACAUAAGGAGCUCUCGAAUGAUUGUUUGGAAGACGUCAAGCCCAGCACGCUGGAAUCAUGUGGUACAGAUGUCUGCCCGUCAUAUGACGACCGGAAUCUAGGUGCUCAAGGCAGCGUGAAUCCCUCGUGGGUGGCUUAUCCCUCAGUUGACCUUAACAAUAAAGCUGGUACCGGUUAUGAGCCACCACAGUAUGAUCCGUAUCGGCGACCAGUUGACCUUAACAAUAAAGCAGGCACCCUCAACGAUCGACAGGAUGAUGCGCGUCGCCGACCGGUGGAUCUUAACAACAAGGCCGGUACUCAGUACGAUGCGCAACCGCAGCAGGACUACCGUCCUCCUGUUGACCUUAACAACAAAGCCGGCACGCUGUAUGACGCGCAGCCGCAACAAGAUUAUCGGCCGCCGAUUGACCUCAAUAACAAGGCGGGCACACUGUAUGAUGCCCAACCGCAACAGGACUAUCGUCCUCCUAUCGAUCUUAACAACAAAGCCGGAACAUUAUACGAUGCUCAGCCCCAGCAGGACUACCGUCCACCGAUCGACCUCAACAACAAAGCGGGAACAUUGUAUGACGCGCAACCACAGCAAGACUACCGUCGCCCAGUUGACUUGAAUAACAAGGCGGGCACACUGUACGAUGCGCAGCCCCAACAGGACUAUCGCCCACCGGUAGAUUUAAACAACAAGGCCGGAACGCUGUACGAUGCUCAACCGCAGCAAGACUAUCGGCCACCUGUGGAUCUGAACAAUAAGGCAGGAACUCUGUACGACGCGCAACCCCAACAGGAUUACCGGCCGCCAGUGGACCUCAACAAUAAAGCAGGAACCCUGUACGAUGCUCAACCACAACAAGACUAUCGACCACCCGUCGAUUUGAAUAAUAAAGCCGGGACGCUUUAUGAUGCGCAGCCACAGCAAGACUAUCGCCGUCCGGUUGACCUUAACAACAAGGCGGGUACACUGUACGACGCCCAACCCCAACAAGACUAUCGUCCGCCAGUGGAUUUGAACAACAAAGCUGGAACGCUCUACGACGCUCAGCCACAACAAGAUUACCGACCACCCGUUGAUCUGAACAACAAAGCGGGAACCCUCUAUGAUGGCCAACCGCAGCAAGAUUACCGUCCGCCGGUUGACCUAAAUAACAAAGCCGGCACACUUUACGAUGCUCAACCACAGCAGGAUUACCGUCCUCCGGUCGAUCUGAACAAUAAAGCGGGAACUUUGUAUGAUGCACAACCGCAGCAAGAUUACCGUCCACCGAUCGAUCUGAAUAAUAAAGCCGGUGUCCUCAAUGAUCCACCCGUGGAUCUUAGCAACAAAGGUCCACGCUACGCCGACCCGGCACCGCGCCGUCCACCGCCGGCCAUACAUUCGCGCAAGGGUGAUUCCGGUGUGCGUCGCACACCUCCGCCGCCGCCCCCUCCACCACCCACCACGCCACGCCCAGUGGAGGCGGGACCUCAGCCGGGACGCGGCGACACUCCCUAUUAUCCCGCGUCUGCCGCCAGAAGCAGUCAAGCUCGGCGCGCCGCAAAUGGGGUACGGAAUCGAACGGCCAGCUCGUCCAGGAGGGUGGACAUUGAUGUGGGACAAUCCGGCCGCACUCGGACCAAUCGCAACGGCGGAAGGGCCCGUCAAACCACACCCUCACGGGACUGCGUGGACAGUAUCGACCGCUGCCGGACUGUAGUGGAGAUGGCCUUCUGUCGCUAUGAUUAUUACAAGAAGAUGUGCUGCAAAUCAUGUGCCGGACAACAAGGUUAGUUUCCUCAGCGAUCGUCGUUUCCGGAUAUUAUGCGUGGGAGCUACAAUCAUGACACAACUGACUCAAUCUACACUUCUACCACUGUUCACCAAAUAACAUGAAUUCCAUGUUGUCCAUUUCAUGACAAAACGUUUUUCUGGCUCAUAAUUUACUCUUUUCUCGGCUUCCUUUUUUGUGCCUUAUGAAUUUUUGUGCUUUAUUACUGUAGCUAAUUAUAAUAUUGAUGAGACUCUGUUGGCUUUUGUUGCUUUCCUUUACCUUUGAAUCUUUUUCAAGCCAUUUGUAAUAUUAAAUCGGUUUUAACAAUCGGCUCACUUCAGUACUAAUAACAUGCACUGCAGCAGAAA